Molecule: messenger RNA, 2736 nt
Organism: Kwoniella shivajii
Lineage: Eukaryota; Fungi; Basidiomycota; Tremellomycetes; Tremellales; Cryptococcaceae
Exons: 8
Coding region: 1-2736 (911 amino acids)
Source: RefSeq, a predicted model, not a curated record
AUGUCUGUAAUUCCUAUCCAGUCUGCUCAAAAUGAGGCUUCCUCAUCGACAUCCAUACCAUCUUCACCGCCGUCAAAGCAUAUCGCCACCUUUGUUUUCGACUCGUCCCUACCUCGAUCCAAAUUCAAGAGACUCAUAGUAGCAGAUGGAGCAGUACAUAAAUUAGUACAGAGAUUGAUGGAAAAGCAUGGAGGGGAGACCAAUCUUCGAUUAUGCCUGCUCAUCACUGCCUCGUCCGAUCAGACUAGCGAUGGCAAAGCGGAUACUUUCCGCAAAGAAUAUCCUGGACCUUUGGCCUUUUUAACUUCUCUACCUACUUUGAUCGAAUACUUCCCAAGAUCAGGAAGAGAACCGCUGGAAAGGAAAUGGCCGAGUUUCUCAGACCAAUCAGGUGAAGAAGGGAAACAGGAAUUGAUCAAAGAUAGGAAACGGAAAAGAAGGAUUGAGGGUGCACUACUGGAUGGUAUAGCAGGUGGUGUACAACUGCUUGAUCGUCCAUACGUCAAUAUUCAUCAUUCACCUUCGCGAACCUUUAUCUCCCUCACUCCUGCAUCAGCUACUCCAUUACUCGAUUCCUUGUAUAGUCCCGCCGGCCAAAAUGACCAUACGCCUGGGUCACCCGCGCAACGUUACCUAGUUGUGGUAGCUUCGAGUGACGCAAAACCAGGUGAUAUCAGACCACAAGAAGAUGAAAUCACCAAAACACGCUACAACUGGGAUGGAGGAUUAGAUGACCGUACAUGGGAAGGAUUGGGAGACGUCAUGAAAGAGCACGAUUAUAAGUGUUCUUCAGUUGUCGUAGGACGAAGCGACGGCGAAGAGGAAACACCAAGCAAAAGGCUGAAGACUAUGUGCAAAGCGGUAUCGAAUAGCUCAUUCGACUCACCCUGGUUCAGUGUCCCAUCCGAUGUGGAUUUGGCACUGUCUGGAUAUUCAAUCGAUACUGGAACGACUCCAUCACUCGACAUGGCUUCUACCGUCGCAACUGAACAUAUAGAAACUCCCUUGACCAAUCCCCAACUCAGUGCUGACCCUAAAUCACUUCAGCAAUUGCAGAAUCAGGCAAUGCAAGCUCGUAUGGCCCAGUUUGCUCGAGCUAUAUCUUCUGCCGGCGGGAGCGGUAAGGUUGAUUCACAAGUAAUGCAAAGCAUGUUUGCUGCCAUGAAAAGUGGUGGUGGCAAUGUGGAUAUGACCGAUCCAAAAUGGCAACAAGUAAGACAGUUACUUCAACUUCAACAGCAACGCCAAGCUGCAUCUACGGCUUCUAUAUCAGCACCCCUUCCGACCCCAUCGCUGAAUAUGAGCAACAAUGUUUUGAACGAACAAACUAUGCAAGCGAUGGCAAAAGCAUCAAUCGAUCAAAAUGUCAUGAUGGCUAUUCAACAACAGAGAGCGCAACAACAAGCUCAAGUUCAGCCUCCUCCUCCUCAACAAUUACAACAGCAACAGCAACCGCAGCAACAGCAACAGCAACAGCCACAGCAACAGCAGCAGCAGCAGCAACAACAACAACAUCAACAGCAACUGCCGCCUGCACAAAAUCCUCAACAACCACCGACGAGACCCGCACAGCAACAAAUUUGGUCUGGAACGCUUUCCUCAGCAAGCCAGCCAGGAAACUACACUACAUUGUUAAAGCUCGAUGCAUCCAAAUUCUCGGGUAGUGUAGAAGGCAUUAUGGCUCAACAUUGGCCCAAGGAUCUGCAAUUACGCAACGUUGUAGUUCUGGAUGUGCAAACGCUUACUGCGUAUGCCCAAAGCAAGUCCUGUCCAAUAGUCGUCUUCACACCGGAUAUGAGUGGACAGGAUAACGGCAAUUUCAUGAGAUACAACCAAUUGGCUAACAGUCUUCAUGCCAAGGGCAAUAUGGUUGUCAUUCCCAUAGGCGCACAAGAUCGCGGUAUCGUUCUUUUCUCAGCUUCUAUACCUGCAGUGCCCAAUACGCCAAACGGAAUGAAAGAGUACAAAUUGAUGGGCGUGGUAUGCCUUCAUGUACCGUUUCCUUCUUUAAAUUCCACGAACGGACGUCCGUCGAGUCAGAACCCUCAACAACCAGACGUCGUGUCUCAAUCCCAACAAGUCCAACAAAUGCAACAAAUGAGGCAGCAAAUACCACAGCAACUCCAGGCACAGGUCCAAGCACAAUUGCAGCAGCAACAGCAGCAGCAACAGCUGAAUCAACCACUAACACAACAACAGCAGCAGCAACAAUAUCGACCUUCACCGAAUGCUCAGAAUUUGAAUACUAACUCGGAUCCAAACACCAAUGCGGUGUAUCAUCAGCAAAUGCUAUUACAAGCUCAAUCUGCUAUGCAAAAUCAGAUACAGCCUCAACAGCUUUUACCUCCUGCUCCGCCUGUCCAGCAACAACAACAGCAGCAGCAGCAACAGUACCCUGUCCAACAGCCUCAGGCCGCUUCGCAAGAAAAGAGAGGAAUGACUCAACAACAGUAUAACCAAUUGAUGUUGCAUGCCCAAAGGUUAGGUUUGACCAUUCCCCACUUUGAUUACAAUAACAUUCCGACUAGUCAAUUACAAUCUUUAAUCAACGGAAUCAAGCAAGCUGAAAAUAAAAUGAAGGCUCAACAAGCUCAAGCUCAGCAAAUGCAAUUACAGCAACAGCAACAACAGCAGAAUAUGCAGAUGCAGCAACAACAACAAAUGGUUCAAUUGCAGCAGAUGUUGGCUCAGCAGGGUCAAUUUGGCGCUGGAGGAGCGGAAGGCUACGGUCAAUAA